This is a messenger RNA of Salvia splendens (bonfire salvia), 306 nucleotides long. RefSeq lists its product as uncharacterized. Gene Ontology annotation, cellular component: RNA polymerase III complex. Lineage: Eukaryota; Viridiplantae; Streptophyta; Magnoliopsida; Lamiales; Lamiaceae. The transcript is spliced from 3 exons. Gene Ontology annotation, molecular function: nucleotide binding. The record is from RefSeq and is a predicted model, not a curated record. Bases 1 to 306 code for a protein of 101 amino acids. Gene Ontology annotation, biological process: transcription initiation at RNA polymerase III promoter.
AUGAAAAUAAUUGAGGCUAGCGCCACCGCUCUCACUAAUUUUGAAUUGCUUGAUCUCUUGAGAUCAAGAGGGGCUGGAAAGUAUGCCUCACUAGCUAUUGCAACCGUAUCUCAAUCUGAGUUCAAGGUUUUUGAUUAUUUAGAGGGGACUGUUGCUUGCAAUCAAACAAGGGAAAUUGUCGAUAACUUUGUUGCCGAGUGCCAAAAAUUUGACCUUCCAAAGGCAGAUAUUCUUAAUAUUGUGAAUAUAAGACCAAGAAAUGAACCUGAACUUUUCCCGAUAAUCUCUAUCAUUUCUUGUUAUUGA